Episyrphus balteatus (marmalade hoverfly) is the source of this 1542-nucleotide messenger RNA. RefSeq names its product serine incorporator 1 (gene TMS1). The record is from RefSeq and is a predicted model, not a curated record. Lineage: Eukaryota; Metazoa; Arthropoda; Insecta; Diptera; Syrphidae. The transcript is spliced from 7 exons. Gene Ontology annotation, cellular component: membrane. Bases 154 to 1491 code for a protein of 445 amino acids.
GAACGAAGAACAAAAAGCAAGAAAAUUUUGCAAUCUGUAAUUAAAUUAAUAAUAACAAAGAAAAAUUAAGCCUUUUAUAGUAUAAUUUUGUAAUAAUUCAAUAAAGUUAAUAACGAGAAUAGUGAAAAAGAGUUUUGAGUUAAGGAUUUUCUAAUGGGGGCAGCUUUAGGUGUUUGUUCAGCGGCACAGCUAGCCUGCUGCUGCACAGGAACAGCAUGUUCUCUAUGCUGUUCAGCAUGCCCAUCGUGCAAGAACUCAGUUUCUUCACGAUUGAUGUAUGCCCUUAUGCUUCUAAUUGGAACCAUACUUGGAGCAAUCGCUUUGUCACCCGGCCUACAGGAUACUCUAAAAAAGCUUCCAUUCUGUGUGAAUUCGAAUAGUUCAGUAACAAAAGAAUUAAUUGGAAAUACAUUUGGACAAAUUGACUGCCAAUAUGCACUUGGUUAUAUGGCUGUUUAUCGAAUAUGUUUUGGUUUGGUUUGUUUCUUUGCGUUAAUGGCAUUAAUAAUGGUUGGAGUUAAAUCAUCACGAGAUCCCAGAUCGCAUAUUCAAAACCAAUUCUGGGGAUUGAAAUUUCUUUUGUGCAUUGGAGCAACUAUUGGUGCAAUUUUCAUUCCUGAUGGUUCAUUUGGACCAACAAUGAUGUGGAUUGGACUUGUUGGUGGAUUUGCUUUUAUCGUUGUGCAAUUAAUCAUCAUUGUUGAUUUCUCACAUUCAUUGGCUGAAAAUUGGAUUGAAAACUCUGAAUCCAAUCGAGGAUAUUUGUAUGCUCUAGUGACAGUAACUCUGGUUCAGUACAUUGCAUCAAUUGUUGGAAUCUCACUUUUGUUUGUAUACUUCACAAAUUCCGACGGAUGUGGUCUUAAUAAACUAUUUAUCUCUUCGAACUUGAUCCUCUGUGUUAUUUUGAGUGUCAUUUCUGUGCUACCAGCUGUGCAAGAAAAACUACCACACUCGGGACUUUUGCAAAGUUCAAUGGUUACAAUCUAUACUGUUUACCUUACAUGGUCAGCUGUUACAAAUAAUCCAGAUGUGGAAUGCAAUCCAGGAACAAUGUCCUUUGUCAAAGACAAUCCAAAGGCUACUUUUGAUACCACCAAUAUCAUUGGUCUUGUCAUAUGGUUGCUAUGCGUUUUCUAUAAUUGUAUGAGUUCAGCCGUUGAAAUAUCAAAAAUUACAAACACGGAGUCGGACAAGGAAGUAUUAACAGCAACUUUAGCAGAUGGUGAAAAAGGAAUAUCGGAUGGUGAUGCAAGUGAAGAAGAAGAAGGUGUUGCCUACUCAUGGUCUCUAUUCCAUCUUGUAUUUGUUGCUGCUUCUCUAUAUGUUAUGAUGACCUUGACAAAUUGGUAUAGACCGAAUUCGGAUAUUAAAUAUUUCAAUGCAAAUGCAGCUUCCAUGUGGAUAAAAAUAAUAUCCAGCUGGAUAUGUGGUGGAUUGUAUGGAUGGAGCUUGAUUGCACCAAUGAUUCUAACAAAUAGAGAAUUCUAAACUUAUCAACAUAAUAUGUUGGCCGUUAUAAUUUAAUUUAUUAUUAAACAA